GUCGAGCAUUCCCGCGGUGCUUUUAAUGUCCGAGCACUCACCGGAAGUUGCGUGUGUGGACAACUUGGCUUGACGAGGGAGGACCGGAGGAGGAGAGGACGGCCUGGGCGACAUUCGCACAUUGUUCGUAAAGUCGCGGAAUGGCGUGGACUUAUUGUUGCCUACGUGUGAAUAUUCACCUCCCCAGUCCGAUUGUAUGAAAGGUUGGCCCAGUGUGCGCCAGCGUCUCUGGUGAUGAUGAUGAUGAUAAUGAUGAUGAUGGCGUGAACACGAGCAGAGCGGACGCAGGAAGCUGGAACCACACCCGACCGCAAUUGCUCCUGUGAUCUGGAGACAAGAAUGGACCUUUUUUCCUAGACGCCAUCAUUGUCUUCUUAUCCUCCUCCUACUACUGGUACUACUACUGGUGUACUGUUGCUGUCGUCACGACAACACACCGGCCAUGGCGCUCCGGUGGAUGCUCCCGGUGUGCACGCUGACGGCGUGCGUCGCCAUUCCCAUGGACGCGGCGGCCGGGAGCCACAACCUGUUCACCUGCGAGCCCAUCACCCUGCGGAUGUGCCAAGGGCUGGCCUACAAUUCCACCUUCAUGCCCAACGUGCUGAACCACUACGACCAGCAAACGGCUGCUCUCGCCAUGGAGCCGUUCCACCCCAUGGUCAACUUGCAGUGCAGCGCCCAGCUCAGGAUGUUCCUGUGCGCCCUCUACGCGCCCGUGUGCACCGAGUAUGGCCGUGUGACGCUGCCGUGCCGCCGACUGUGUCUGCAGGCCAAGAGCGACUGCUACAAGCUGAUGGACAUGUUUGGCGUCAGCUGGCCUGAGGAGAUGGACUGCAGCAGGUUCCCAGACUGUGACGAUCCUUACCCUCGUCCAGUGGACCUGCUGUCCCAUGCAGAUACCACCGAGCCUCCGGUCCCAGUUCAGCGGGACUACGGCUUCUGGUGCCCCCGAGAGCUCAAAGUGGACCCGGAACUGGGCUACUCCUUCAUGGGGGUCCGCGACUGCUCGCCGCCGUGUCCCAACAUGUACUUCACACGCCAGGAGCUGACCUUCGCCCGCUACUUGAUCGGCGUGGUGUCCAUCGUGUGUCUCUCCGCCACCCUCUUCACCUUCCUCACCUUCCUCAUCGACGUGUCGCGCUUCCGCUACCCGGAGAGGCCCAUCAUCUUCUACGCCGUGUGCUACAUGAUGGUGUCCCUCAUGUUCUUCCUGGGCUUCCUGCUGGAGGACCGAGUGUCCUGUAACGCCGCCGUGCCCGGGAGGUUUCGGGCUUCCACGGUGACUCAAGGCUCGCAUAAUAAGGCCUGCACGCUUGUCUUCAUGGUGCUCUACUUCUUCACCAUGGCGGGCAGCGUCUGGUGGGUCAUCCUCACCAUCACCUGGUUCCUGGCCGCCGUGCCCAAGUGGGGCAGCGAGGCCAUCGAGAAGAAGGCUCUGGUCUUCCACGCCUGCGCCUGGGGCGUCCCCGGCGUCCUCACCGUCAGCCUGCUGGCCAUGAACAAGAUCGAGGGCGACGGCGUCAGCGGCGUCUGCUUCGUGGGUCUCUACAACCUGGCGGCGCUGCGCUGGUUCCUGCUGGCGCCGCUGGGCGUGGACGUGGCGGUGGGCGUGGUGCUGCUGCUGGCGGGAAUAGCGGCUCUGAACCGAGUGCGCAUGGAGAUCCCUCUGGAGAAGGAGAACCAGGACAAACUGGUCAAGUUCAUGAUCCGCAUCGCCGUCUUCUCCGCCCUCUACCUGCUGCCUCUGCUGACCGUGUUGGUGUGCUACCUGUACGAGAGCAGCCAGCGCGCCGCCUGGGAGAGCAGCUGGGUGCAGGACAGGUGCCGGCACUACCACAUCCCGUGUCCCCACCAGGUGGAGCAGAGCAGCGGUCCUAACCUCACACUCUUCCUCCUGAAAUAUGUCAUGAUGCUGAUUGUUGGAAUCCCUUCUAUAUUUUGGGUUGGCAGCAAGAAAACUUGUUACGAAUGGAUCAGCUUCUUCCAUGGCAACAAACACAAGUCCAAGGUGAAGGAGAGUCUUCAGGUCCUCCAUCAGCCCGACUUCACUCAGCUGCUGCUCGGAGAUCCUCGCACGUCCAUCGUGAGGAAGUCUCGAGGGACGUCCACCCAGGGCACCUCCACCCACGCGUCCUCCGCCCACCUGUCUUCCGCCCACCUCUCCUGCGCCCACCUGGCCGCCGUGGACCAGCCGCCCAGUGGCAGCACCAGCAGGGCGGCGUCGGUCCUCAGCGCCGGCUCCAAGAGGAGCAGUUCUCACAGCAGCUUGCAGCGCUCGCCACUCGGCAGAUACACGACGUCCAACUCCCCUCAUGCUGAGGACCAGGUCCCCCACCUGGAUGAUCCGGCUCAGUCCAGACACGGCAGCGCCAAUCGCCUGGACAGCUUAUCGCGGCACAGCUCCGCCCACAGACUGGGGAGCCAAUCACGGCACAGCAGUGCCAGGGACCUAAGCUCCGCCCCCCAAAUGAUGCUGGGGGGGCCAGGAAAUGGAAUCCACAAAGUGCUGGAGGAGUGCACUUCUUUGACGCCUUGAAGGAACACUUAGAAGUCUGCAGCCACUGAGCCAAUCACGUGGCCCCGUUUCAACGGCCAAUCAAAAUGAGCGAGCCAAAGACUCAAUUUUUUUUUUUUUUUUUAAACUCCUUCUUGGUUUACGUCAUCAGACUCGUUGUGUGCAGCGACUUUACGAGCAGAACUCCAAACACUAAAGCAGUUUUUACCCAAAAAAUGAUUUGCAAGUGAAACUAUUUUUCUUCAAUUGAAAAACAAUUUGCAAGUGAAACAACUAAAAUUCUUCAAAUAGAAAUAUUUGCCACCUGGUCGUGCUGGAGGAGUCCUAAUGAUCUUAGCAGCACCCGAGGCAGGGCUUGAUAGGUGCGGGUGUGGCCCGGCCAGGCUCAGCCCAAAGAGGCAAUGUAGUAGAUGUUGACUGCUUUGUGAGACAGGACCUUUAGGGGGCCGAUUCUUGGCUCCAUAAGCUUGCUCUUGGGACGUCACCUUGCUGGGGGGAAGGAGCCUGAGUUGAUGUGCAAGGUGGAGAAGUUCUAGUCGGACUCACUUGGACGCACAAAAGGGCUCUGGAAGCAGUUCUCUCCAGAGGGACUGGACUCUCUUCCACUCUGGCGUUGCACACAGUGAGAGGCGAUGGGGCUGGUGUGGUCAUUCUUGUUGCCCCCCGCCUCAAAACUUGCACGUUGGAGGCGAGAAGGCAGCUUCCCUCCGCCUGCAGGUGGGUGGGGGGGGGGACGGGUCCUGACUGCUGUUUGUGAUUACGCACCAAACAGCAGUUCAGAAUUCCCGCCCUUUUUGGAGUCCCUGGAGGGAGUACUGGAGAGUGCUGCCUCAAGGGCCAUGGAAUCUCCCGGGAGGAGCUGGACCAAGGGAAGUCUGGGCUUCUCUGCUUAGGCUGCUGCCCCCGUGACCCGACCUCGGAUAAGUGGGAAGAGAGGUGGAUGAAUUCGUAAGUAAAAGAAAAAUUUCAAGCCGAAUAAGGAUUCACAAGUACACUUUUUUUUUUCUGCAAGGGUGUAAAAAAAAUGGCAGACAGAAGAGAAGGGAAACAAGCUCAACCUGUAAGUUAACCUGUAAGCGGAAUGUUGCCAACAGUUUUUACUCACAGAACAUUUUUAUACUUGCAAGUGCUUUUUUUUCUACUUGUAAAUCAUUUUUUAAAUUGAAUUGUGCUUUACUUAUGCAUCUGUUUUUUUUUUUUAAUUGAAAAUAUUUUUUAUUCUUGCAAAGGGUGAGUAGAAACAUGUUUAGGCCAACAGAAACCUCAUGUGGUUUCUUAGCGCUCACGAAUACAAACAACUUUAUUAGGAACAAAAGCAGUCAGUUUCUUGUGAAAUGUAUUUUUGAAUAAAGGUGAAAAUAAGGACACACAGGCGUCUCCUUGGUAACAGCCCUCCGCUUUAUUGAAAUACAUCGGAGUUGGUAAAUA
Molecule: messenger RNA, 3943 nt
Organism: Entelurus aequoreus (snake pipefish)
Lineage: Eukaryota; Metazoa; Chordata; Actinopteri; Syngnathiformes; Syngnathidae
Gene: fzd3a
Product: frizzled class receptor 3a
Exons: 9
Coding region: 443-2536 (697 amino acids)
Biological process (GO): non-canonical Wnt signaling pathway; canonical Wnt signaling pathway
Cellular component (GO): plasma membrane
Molecular function (GO): Wnt receptor activity; Wnt-protein binding
Source: RefSeq, a predicted model, not a curated record